Xenopus laevis (African clawed frog) is the source of this 1722-nucleotide messenger RNA. RefSeq names its product autism susceptibility gene 2 protein homolog. NCBI's taxonomy places the organism in Eukaryota, Metazoa, Chordata, Amphibia, Anura, Pipidae. The record is from RefSeq and is a predicted model, not a curated record. Bases 979 to 1635 code for a protein of 218 amino acids. The transcript is spliced from 4 exons.
GCCGUCCGGCUCCAGAAUGUGUCAGGAUACAGACUUUGGCGUAAAGCCAGCCUGAGUAGGGAGAGACACAGCAUCGCCCUGACCUCCCGUGGAGCAGAAGUGGACUCCGAGGAGGAGGAGGAGAAAAGAGCCUUCAGCACUGGAGAGCACAGCACACUGAACACAUCACUGCUCUUACUUCCAUUACAUUGUGUGUGUGUGUCUAUAUGUGUUACUGCUGCUGCUGCUGCUUGUCUCUCUUAUUCCUGCACUUCUCUCCCACCCAGUCUCCUGCCCAUAUCCCUCCUCUGUCUGCUUAGUCUGAAUGCAUCUGUCACAGAGGAGGGGAGAAGAAGAAGCAGAAAAAGAAAAUCAAGCAGGAGGGAGAAACGAACGAGGGGAGGAAGUUCCUUACACAAGGGGAGGGGGGAAUUAGGAAGAGUACUUGGGAUGGGGUUAAAAAAAGGAGAAGAAACGACAAGAGUUAAUUACCUGCUGGGAAUAAAUCAAGUGGAAAUACCUGGGUUUUAUUUUUUCUCUCUUUUUCUGGAUUUAUUCUGAAUUUUGUGAUCAAAGCAUUCUGCCAUUCAGAUUUAUUGUGUGCUUUGUGUUUUUUUCCCCUGUUCCCCCCUUUUUCAUAAUCUUUUUUUUUUUUUCUACAAAGGCGACCUGUGAUCAGCCAUUACUUUCCUUGGCAGGCUUGUAGGAAUCUCUGGCAUUAUUAUUUUUGUAUGUCUCUAUGUGGUGGAAUCACACUCAACCUUUUCUCUCCAUUCCAGUUUGUGUGCAUGGAUCUCAAGGAAGGUGAUUUGUGCUCCCAAGAUCUUUUUUAUUAAUUCUUCUUUUUUUAUGACCAUUUUUAUUCCAUUGCUUUCCCAGAACGUGGUGUUUUAUUAAUUAUUUUUGAUCAGGAGGGGAGGGGGAGUAGGGGAAGGGGAAAGGGAAAAGGGGGGUGGUUGCUGGUGUCUUGGUGCUGCUGCUGCUGGUGUUGUGGGUGCAAUGGAUGGCCCACGGUGCAAUGGCUUUCGCAAAAAGAGAAGAUCUAAAUCCCAAAGGGAUCAGGAGGUUAGAUCCAAAAGUGGAUUAAGGGUUGCCAGGACCGGUUCUCUGCUUUCCUCAUCUGGAUCUGAAAAAGAAGACAAUGAGAACCCAACCGGCUCCUCCUUGCCCAGACCCAAACCACCCAGGAGAAAGAGGAAAGAGUCCUCUUCAGCUGAAGAAGACAUCAUUGAUGGAUUUGCAGUGACCAGCUUUGUGACUUUUGAGGCUUUGGAGAAGGAUGGGGCCUUGAUGCCAGAUGAAACAGAUGAAACGCAACAGACACCACUAACAAAAAAGAAACGAGAUAUUUUAAGCAAUGGACUCUCUUAUAAAUCCCAGAAGAACAACAAAUUAAGUCAUAACUACGGCUCAGACAGGGAAAAUGACCGUAACAUUUGCCAGCAGUUUGGAAAAAAGACAUAUCAGAAGAGAUACAAAGAGCUCAAGCCAAGACAGAAUAAUUGCAGAGACAGCGACAGUGAGAACCAUAUGAAGGAAUCAAAGCCUUCUAAGCGAAAUGCUUCACGGGACAGACUAAGUGAUAGUUCAGCUCCUUCCAGUUUGGGAACAGGAUAUUUUGUAAGUACAGAUCAACUUUUAUCACCAUACUUCUAAGGUCAAUGCCUGGCUAAUGAUAGUAAACGUGUAUUAUGUCAGUAAUUCAUAAUUCUAAAAGUAAUAUAAAUACUUUAUCUUUAUUAU